AUGGCGUCUAUCCCUUCUCCGACCCCAAACGUGGUUGUGGCUCCUGAUGUUGCCUCGUCUUCUCCUACUCGCGAAGGUCUCGGUCCAGUCGUCCCAGCCUCUUCCUCUCCGGUUCAUCUGCAUCGUCCUCCGCCUGCCUCCUUCCCAAGAAGCUUUCCUCCUCCUCUCGACAAUCAUGGUGGUCUCGGCAGUCAUGGUGGUAUCGGCAUUCCGAGUGCCUCUACAGCUCCCCCUUGUCAACCUUCUCAUAUGGAUCACACGUACCACUUGGGAAAUGGAGACAACCCCAAUUUUCUGAUAUCUACUCAGAUUCUAACGGGUCCAGAAAAUUUCCAAUCAUGGAAGAGAGUUUCUUCCAUUUCCAUUGCUGCCAAGAAUAAAACCCAGUUCAUAAAUGGGUCUCUGCCUCAGCCCCAUCCUUCUAAUCCUUAUUUUCAUGCCUGGGAUUCAACCACUGCUAUGUGGAAUGACCUCCAUGAACAAUUCAAUCAAGGCAAUGGCCCUCAGAUAUUUCAGCUCCAAACUUCGGUCCACAUUAUCAAACAAGGAGACUCGGAUAUCAAUUCAUAUUUUACCCGUCUCAAAGCUAUUUGGGAUGAGCUCAAAGAAUUUCAGCUGAUUCGUCCAUGCUCAUGUGGCUGCAAAUGUGGUGUUGUUGAGAGACUUCUUGGAUACUAUCACUGA
Humulus lupulus (European hop) is the source of this 684-nucleotide messenger RNA. RefSeq lists its product as uncharacterized. NCBI's taxonomy places the organism in Eukaryota, Viridiplantae, Streptophyta, Magnoliopsida, Rosales, Cannabaceae. The record is from RefSeq and is a predicted model, not a curated record. The transcript has 2 exons. The coding region runs from base 1 to 684 and encodes 227 amino acids.